UACCGAAGCAAGCUUCGACGGGGAGAGACAGCCUACAUUCGAGGAAAACAGAUCACAUUCAAAAAAGAAGGGGCAGCAACAAAAGCAGUGUUUCAGGAUUUAAUCACAACUCCAUAAUUCUGGAAAGAGUAUGCGACCAAUUUCAGAUGCCAACCGACGGAUCGCCAGAAUCUCCGCGCAUCUUUUCCCUCCAUGUUUCCAGAUGGGGGAGGAUGCUUCGUCGAAUUUGAGUCCGGUGAAUUGCCGGGCGACAGGCGGAGCACAUGGGUUCAAAGUGGCCAUUCUGGGAGCUGCAGGAGGCAUUGGCCAACCUCUGUCCCUGUUGAUGAAGAUGAACCCAUUGGUUUCUGUUCUCCAUCUCUAUGAUGUCGUCAAUACCCCCGGCGUUACUGCUGAUAUUAGUCACAUGGACACUGGUGCUGUGGUGCGGGGGUUUUUGGGGCAGACGCAGCUGGAGGAUGCCCUUAUAGGCAUGGACUUGGUAAUCAUUCCGGCUGGUGUUCCUCGCAAACCUGGGAUGACAAGAGAUGAUCUUUUCAAUAUAAAUGCUGGAAUUGUUAAAACUCUCUGUGAAGCUAUUGCUAAGUUUUGUCCAAAAGCGAUCGUCAACUUGAUAAGUAAUCCUGUUAACUCGACAGUUCCAAUUGCAGCCGAAGUUUUCAAAAGAGCGGGCAUUUAUGAUCCCAAGAGACUUAUGGGCGUUACAAUGCUUGAUGUUGUUAGAGCCAACACAUUUGUGGCUGAAGUCUUGGGCCUUGAUCCGAGGGAUGUGGAUGUCCCAGUUGUUGGGGGACAUGCAGGGGUCACAAUUUUACCUCUUCUUUCUCAGGUGAAGCCUGGUAGCUCUUUCACCCAAAAAGAAAUUGACUACUUGACUGAUCGCAUACAAAACGGUGGAACAGAAGUUGUUGAGGCAAAAGCUGGAGCUGGCUCUGCGACGCUAUCAAUGGCUUAUGCUGCUGCUAAGUUCGCAGAUGCGUGUCUUCGUGGCAUGAAAGGAGAAGCUGGCAUCAUUCAAUGUGCAUUUGUUGACUCACAGAUAACUGAGCUCCCAUUCUUCGCAUCAAAAGUGAGACUGAGCCGUGAAGGAAUCGAGGAAAUCUUACCCCUGGGUCCCUUGAAUGAGUAUGAAAGGAAGGGUCUGGAAAAGGCGAAGAAAGAGUUGGGGGCGAGCAUUGAGAAGGGAAUUUCGUUUAUCAGAAAAUGAUGAGUUGAUGAAUCCGUGUUUUAUUACAUACAGGUUCUCUGUUAGGAUCCAAUCAUCAAUAAAAUGCCUUCUUAUUCUUUUUCUUAUCAUGUAUAUGGGCUUGGGCACGGAAGCCCAUUUCCUUGUAGGGGUCUAAUUUAUGAACAUUAGUGUGCUCCUUUGAUUUCACAACUCAUCUGUGUCACUUGUCUUAUGAUCGCCUCUAAUAGUAAAAUAGCCAAAAAGUAAAAAGAA
Messenger RNA from Neltuma alba, 1441 nucleotides. Its product is annotated as malate dehydrogenase, glyoxysomal. Gene Ontology annotation, molecular function: L-malate dehydrogenase (NAD+) activity. The record is from RefSeq and is a predicted model, not a curated record. Gene Ontology annotation, cellular component: chloroplast; cytoplasm. The coding region runs from base 131 to 1207 and encodes 358 amino acids. NCBI's taxonomy places the organism in Eukaryota, Viridiplantae, Streptophyta, Magnoliopsida, Fabales, Fabaceae. The transcript is spliced from 8 exons. Gene Ontology annotation, biological process: malate metabolic process; tricarboxylic acid cycle.